CCGGACGCCUACUUGUUUUGUGCGCGUGGUUGUAGCUCCGUCACUCUUGCCUCCUUUGCUCGCUCGCUUGCUGCCGCUAUACAGAAGGGACUGAAGGUGCCUAGCCAUGGAUAAUAAGGCAUUCGACGAUUCUGAUACUGACAUUGCAACUGAAAACGAGAAGAAUGUCGAAAAUGUUGGAAAGGAUGAACCAAGUGAAGUAAAUGAUAUAAAUGACAAGAAAGAGGAACUGGAAGAAAUGACGAAUGACGAGAAGGAAAGGGAAAGGAAGAAGAAAAUCAGCGCUGAAAUGGAGGAAAAAGUAGAAAUAUAUGAUAAAUUAGUGAUGCACGAAACACCUGUGACAGAUUCAAUAACACCUGUCGAGGAAACGAUCCCCAACCCACCACCGAGACACAGAACACGAAGCAAGGCCAGUGUAGAGACCAAAGCAGAUGGAGACACGCACGGCGGAGUACACAGGGAGAGGAAACAAGACACAAUGGAAAACCAGAAAUGCAAAGAAGAGGAAGCCACACAAAUGAACACACCGGAAACUGACACGCGUAACCGGGGAAAGAAAACGAACCCACCAAAACCUGAUAAUGGAGAAAUUAAACUAACAGUGAAUGAGAAUGGGAAGAAAGUGGAGGCGAGCGAUAUAGAAAAGAGUGAAUCAUCUGUGAGGCUCAAGCAGGAACUGGGUCUUCUUAACUGCGUGGGAUUAAUUGUGGGCAACAUCAUAGGCACCGGGAUCUUCGUGUCGCCAAGAGCAGUGGUUCAAUACACAGGAUCCGUCGGAAUGUCCCUUAUUGUCUGGCUGAUCUCCGGCAUUAUGUCCAUUGUCGGCGCCCUGUGCUACGCUGAGCUAGGUACAAUGAUUCCUCAGAGUGGCGGCAAUUACACAUACCUUCACGAGGCGUACGGACCGUUGCCUGCUUUCAUCUUGCUGUGGAUGACGGUCACCAUCUCCAUUCCGGGCAGCAGGGCGGUGGCGGCUCUUAGCUUCGCCAACUACGUAGUGCAACCUUUCUUCCCCAAUGAACAGACGCCGCCACAGUCAGCCCUGCGCAUCAUUGGGAUUUUGCUUAUUCUGCUUCUCACCUACGUCAACGCCAAGAGAGUGCGUUGGGCCACCAGAGUGCAGGACUGUCUGGCUCUAACGAAGGUACUUGCCCUCAUCAUGAUCAUCGUGGUCGGAUUCUUUCACCUGUUCCGAGGCACCACCGACAACUUCAAGGACCCGAUGGAAGGCACCUCCUCCAGCAUCUCCCUGGUGGUCACUGCCUUCUACCACACACUCUACGCUUAUGAAGGCUGGGACAGUCUCAACGGUAUCAUGGAGGAGCUGAAGGACCCAUUCAAAAACAUGCCCCGAGCCAUCGCCAUCUCUGUCACCACGGUCAUAAUAAUCUACAUGCUCACCAACGUCGCUUACUUCGCCGUGCUGCCCAAGGACCUGCUGAUCGCCUCGCCCGCCGUGGCUGUGACCUUCGGCAACCUGGCUCUCGGGGUGAUGGCGUGGACUAUUCCAGUGUUCGUGGCCUGUUCAAUCAGCGGUGGUCUAAACGGCAGCAUCUUCGCCACGUCCAGACUGAUUUUUGUGGGUUCACGCCGAGGUCACCUGCCUGGCGCUUUGUCCUUCGUGCAAGUGGACAACAACACACCUGUCAUCUCCCUUUUCUUCUGUGCGGUGCUGUCUAUGCUGAUGUUCGUGACGUCAGAUGUUCGAGUCUUGAUUAACUACAUCUCCUUCUCCGGGAACCUGCUGGCGCUGGUGUGUAUGAGUACCUUCUUCUGGUUCCGGAUCAAGAACCCCGACCUGCCGCGGCCCAUCAAGGUAUGGAUCGGCUUUCCCAUCAUCUUCAUCAUCCUCUCCUUCUUCCUGUGUGUCAUGCCGGUGAUAAGGAACCCUCUGGAGGUGGUGGUUGCCCUUCUUGUCAUCGGGACGGGCCUUCCUGUCUAUUAUUUCCUCGUGCGCAGUGAAGUCAAGCCACAGCGCCUCGUCACUGCUAUGGACAAGGUCACCUACGUGUGCCAGUUGUUCUUCAAGGCUGUACCUGAGGAGCAAGCCAGUUAAACCAUCGCAGCAACGGCCUCACACACUCGGCCCUCACACAUUCGGCCCCUCGUGCUGGCAGUCAUUCCCUCCCUUGUUCACCCAAUCACCUCCCUCCGUCCUUCCCUCCCUGCACCCACCAGGCUCCCAUCAUCUUCCCUCCGGUAACAUAAACGCCAUUCUCGGAUCACCUCAACUUUCCUUCAGUGUCCCCAGAAUUACCUCCAUUUUCUUAACUUUCGUGUCCGUUUUCUCUUUCCUUGAGUCUUUUCACCUAUUUCUUCUAAAACCUUUCCUUUUCUACUUUAUCAAGUCAUCUGUAAGUUUAUUUAUAUAUUUCUGAAAGCUUUUAUUUGAAGUAGACCAAAGUAAAUGAUGACUAAGAUAAGGAAAUUAAGGAACACAGUGAAUGAGAAGCUGUAUGCAGCCUGACAUCUAGUGGCCUGGUCACCAACUAGACGAUAUGGGCGGUGAGCUGCCAUGUAGGGAUAUUAUCGUUAGAAUUUAGAGGCCUUCUAGGCUUCUCCAUUGCUCCGUCCCUCCAUUCAGAUGCCUCCUUCCCCCUGCUAUUAACACUACCCUCCACACACACACACACACACACACACACACACACACACACACACA
This is a messenger RNA of Portunus trituberculatus (swimming crab), 2665 nucleotides long. Its product is annotated as Y+L amino acid transporter 2-like. NCBI's taxonomy places the organism in Eukaryota, Metazoa, Arthropoda, Malacostraca, Decapoda, Portunidae. Gene Ontology annotation, biological process: amino acid transmembrane transport. Gene Ontology annotation, cellular component: membrane. The record is from RefSeq and is a predicted model, not a curated record. The transcript has 9 exons. Gene Ontology annotation, molecular function: L-amino acid transmembrane transporter activity. The coding region runs from base 107 to 2059 and encodes 650 amino acids.